Molecule: messenger RNA, 1421 nt
Organism: Hevea brasiliensis (rubber tree)
Lineage: Eukaryota; Viridiplantae; Streptophyta; Magnoliopsida; Malpighiales; Euphorbiaceae
Exons: 10
Coding region: 645-1085 (146 amino acids)
Cellular component (GO): Golgi membrane
Source: RefSeq, a predicted model, not a curated record
CAGAGACAAUGGAGUCUGGCCAGAGAGUCGUCGUUUCAUAUUUCCUUCUCUCCAUCUCAAGUGAAACGAAUGCUUUCUCCACAGAUACCCGAUCCCUUCAAGUCCAAAUAGAAGAAGAAACUAGUAUGACGAACAAAAGAUUAGAGAUGCUACCAACUUCUUCCAAGCUCCGUACAUCUUCCUCCACAUCUCGACCUGGUUCCAUGCUCCCUCAGUACCUCCGGCGAAUUGUCAAGUGGCAACAAAUGGAUAUUGAAUAUACUUUCUGGCAAAUGCUGCAUCUUUGCACCUCACCAAAAGUUGUCUAUCAGCACACUAAGCAUCACAAAUGUAAGUCCAUUACCCUACUGAUGAGCCUUUUCUUUUGAAUUUCAAUUUUAUUGGCUACAUUACGUAUUGUUUGGAUAUUAUUUUUCAGAAAAGCUUGAUAGUCUUUUUGUAGGGCUUUGCCAUCAUGAUUCAAUUUACUAAGUUACCGAUCAUAAGAGUAUACUGUUGAUGUUGUGUUAGAAACUAAGAAUCAAUGGGCACGUGAUGACCCAGCUUUUGUUGUAAUCUGCAGUCUCCUUUUGGCGGUUUCCACCUUGGCUUAUUGUGCUGCGUACGACCACAGUGCUGCACAUGCUGUUUUUGUAGUUAUUUCCAUGUUGCUUUUCCAUUUUUUAAUAACUGGAGUAGUUCUUGCUACAUGUUCUUGGUUCCUAACUAAUGCAUACCUUAGGGAGGAGGCACCAAAUAGUCAUGUGGUUGAGCAACGGGUUGAAUGGCUUUAUGCAUUUGAUGUGCACUGCAAUUCUUUCUUCCCAAUGUUUAUUAUGCUUUACGUUAUACAUUAUUUUCUAUCUCCUCUUUUAGUAGCCCAUGGUUUUAUACCUGUAUUGCUGUCAAAUAUGCUUUUCAUGGUGGCGGCCUCCUACUAUUAUUAUCUCAACUUUUUAGGUUAUGAUGUGUUGCCCUUUUUGGAGAGGACGCCUUUUUUCCUCUAUCCAAUAGGCAUUGUCAUUGUCCUUUCUCCUGUUUUGAUUUUAAGUGGCUUCAAUCCAUCGAGAUAUUUUAUGAAUGUGUACUUUAGUCAAAGGCUGUGAUUUUACUAAGCUAACACUUCGGAUGGUACAUAUAAUGAGCUGGGAGAUAGUCCUGAGGGCGAGGCUGCAUCAAUUGUGAGAAGACAUAAUCCAUUCAGACCUGUAAAAGUGUAGGCAAGGUGGGUUGCAAAAUGAAAAAUCUUUAGUCGUGUUCUGUUGCAAAUGGAAAUCAAAACCUACUGAAUUAGGGUGUAGAAGUUUUUGGUAUAGUAUAAUUGAUCCAGUGGAUAUGUAACAUGUCCAUUCUGUAUUUGCAUUUUUUCGUUCUUUUAAAUCUGGAAAAUUGAAUCUCAUAAUCCAUUUUGAAUAUGGAAAUCAUAUGCAUUUUCUGGAUGA